This is a messenger RNA of Paramacrobiotus metropolitanus, 598 nucleotides long. RefSeq lists its product as uncharacterized. The transcript is spliced from 2 exons. Bases 85 to 378 code for a protein of 97 amino acids. The record is from RefSeq and is a predicted model, not a curated record. Lineage: Eukaryota; Metazoa; Tardigrada; Eutardigrada; Parachela; Macrobiotidae.
CGGCAUAUAUAAAUUCCAGCGGGCACUUCCCAGUUCUUGUCGGUGGAUUUGUUAUAAUUCCAACUCGGUUUCUGUUUUUGUACCAUGGAGACCCGAUUCGUUAUUCUCUGUCUGGCUGCUAUGGUAGCCGUGGCGCUGUGCCAACAAGGCCCUGACGGUCGUCCGGAUAAACCGCCUCCUCCUCCCGGGCAUGGUCCGCCUCCUGGACAGUUCGGAGGCGGUGGUGGUGGAAGCUUUGAUCCGUAUGGUGGUGGUGGUGGUGGUGGUGGCAUGCCGCCAGGAGGCACCAACGCCGGUAGCGGAACGGCAGUGGAUAGUUCGGGAUCGUCUGCUAGUGCCGCAAGUGACACUAAGUUAGCCCUGAAAUCCAAUUUAUAACAGUUGACCCACUGAUUGUUAAGCGGCGUUGACUGGCCAGCUGAACCGUCAUAAAUUCAGCCAUUCCAUCUUCUUUGCAAAAAUCGUUUAUAAGAACAUGAUAAUUAUAUCCUUGAAACGAAGGAAUGUUUGGUUAUGUUCGUUUUAAAAAAUGCCGCAGCCUGUUAAUCUGCCGGCUUACUUCAGCAGCAAGUGUUUGAAAUAAAGGCAACUGCUAUAC